Geodia barretti is the source of this 6057-nucleotide messenger RNA. The record is from the annotation of a GenBank genome assembly. NCBI's taxonomy places the organism in Eukaryota, Metazoa, Porifera, Demospongiae, Tetractinellida, Geodiidae.
AGUACGCGAAAGAGAUGGCCGGCAAAGCUGCAGUGUUUGUUGUCCUCUCCUGCUACAUUCUGACAUGCAGUGCGCAGAGAAGUUCAGGCAUCUUCAACUUCUCUAACCCAACGUACUUGGGAACCAACAAGCAAAACGAGUUGGUUCGAGUGCCAGGCGGCAUUCCUAUUGGGGAAGGCAGCCAGGAGUAUAUCUAUAUCUGGAGAAACGGGAUUGUGACAUUUGGACCACUCAGUUUCCAGGCUGACCUCAAUACACCAACCAAGAACUUCUCCAACACUGAUGCAGAGUAUCUGGUGGCCCCACUGUGGUUUCGCAACAUCAGCCAAGAGCUGCUGAACAUCACUGUCUCCUGGGAGAUACAGGAGGAGGGAGCUAAUGAUACGGAUAUCCUGGAGUUUGCUGGGAGGGCUGUGGAUGAUUAUUCUCUGUUUGAGUAUGGUGAAGAUGCUGAGUUUUCUCCAGUCUGGAGCAUGGCAGUCACCUGGAACAUCAUCCUCUUUCCUCCGCGAGAUGUGUAUGAGACAGUCUGCAGGGAAUACUCCAAAUGUCUUUGCCAGGAGUAUGAUUAUCGUGAAAACUAUGAUGAUACCAACUCUGGCUAUGGCAAUGAAGACAACACCAGUUGUCCUAUUGAUGAGUGUUAUGCUAACAACAGUUGGUCUGGACACGACACUGACUACCUCUCACUUCUUUGCAGAACGUACUACUUCUAUUACCAACCACCGGUGCAGUUUCAGUUGAUACUCGCCACUGAUGGAGAAGAUACCCACUCCGUAUUUCUAUACGAGUGUGACGAGCGGUUUUUUUUCUCCUCCCUCUUCCAAGAUUUUGUCGGCAACUACACGUCAACUGGUCAUCGUCUUGGCGACACCCAUGAUAACUACACCUGUGUCAACAAUGACAUUAAACGUCUUCUGCUCUGUGAAUUUGUAGCGUGCUUUGGCUACUUUGAAUCAUUGGAUUUCCACUUUUAUGAGGUAUCCUCUUACUUCCGCAACCUCACCAAAGGCUUUGAGCAGUUUCGCCAGUUGGGACACCUCGAGGAAGGUUGUGACUACAUAAAGUUCCCUCUGCUGAGCACUAUGCUAGGUUUGGAUGGUGGUUUUGAGCUACCUCGACAUAAUGGAACUAACUCCACCAAUGGGACUGAAAACUAUCUUCUGUACAUGUCUCUGCUACCAUACUUGGACGGAGCUUCAACACCCAUCACCCACAAUGGGAUUGGAGUGGGCACUACCUCCCACACCAAUAUCUAUGUUGGGACUAAUGGUAUCAUCUCCUUUGGACGACCUUUCUACUUCUGGUAUUCACGGAACUUCCCAACACCGUAUCCAUGGAUACGAGAGACCUACGUGGCUGCACCAUUCUGGCACGAUGCCGACAUACGGAGCAGAGGUGAUGUGAUUUAUACCACUCCUAGCAAAGACGACUACCGUUCUCUCUACGGCGUCAUCGACAAAUUCCUUAGUUUUCAGCUAAACUCUUCGUUUACGGCUGAGUGGAUUCUGCUGGCCAGCUGGGUGAAGGUGCCAGUGUACCCUCACCACUACUACUUCCAGAGUGACUACGUUUCUAGCUAUACAGAGAGAAUUCUCAAUGACUUCAAUACAUUUGAAGCAGCAAUAGUCUCCAGUGGGGCUGACACCUAUGCCAUCUAUACCUACAACUGUGAUUUGCUGACAAAUCCUGGUCCCUAUUAUUACAGAGGACCUGUUAUUGGCUACAAUCUCAGAGGAUUUGAAUUUGAGAAUCACAGGUUCAGCGAGUCUCAAGCAGCAACUCGGGUUGCCUGUGGCAACUGGCCCUCGUCAGACUGGUUUAACCUGGUGUACAAGAUCAGCUCAGGUGAAGAUGAGAAGCUGCGUGUGCGUGGACAGUGCCUGGCACUGCUUGAGGGGGAUGGGAAUAGGCUCACAAGUGUAAGUGUCAAGAACUUUAAGAGCCGGCUCAGCCCUUGCCCGUGCACGAUCAGACAAGCCUGGAGGGACAGAAACUAUCGCUGGGACUCUGAAAACUUCUACUGUUACUACCGACGAUUUGCUAAUACAGCUACUGGAGACUAUGACCAGUAUUGUUGCUACAGUUUCGACUUCCAGGGAGGGACCUGGGGUGCACUGAUAAAGUCAGGCUAUAGAGCCAGUGGGAUGACAGAGAUGGUGACCACUAGGUUUGGCCGUAGAACUAUCUCAGAGAGAGACGUUGAGAUGAGGAGGUUCUGCUGUGGUCUGGCUGGACUCUGUGACCUCUUCCUUCAGCGGCGACCACCGAACGACUGCAUCGGAUACGUGCCCCCCGUCUGGACCUGGGCGUGGGGAGACCCUCACAUUAUGACAAUCAGCGGUGACCAGUACACGUUCAAUGGAUAUGGAGAGUUUGUGAUGCUGCGCUAUGACAACAUGGUGGACUUCCAAGCCAGAAUGAGACCCACAUACAACACUAAUGCAACCCAGUUCUCAGCCUUUGCAUUUGGCUACAUUGACAGUGACAAAGUGACCAUUGAUUGUGGAUCCUCUGAGGAGUUCUGUGUGACGUGGCUGAAUGACAUGGACAUCUCCGACAACCUCACGUCCGUCAAUGACUCCUACUUCUCUGACUCCGGCAAAGUUGAGGUUGUCAGGGAGACUGUUACCACGGUGGCAGUUGGACUGGCUAACGGAAUUUCUCUGGCCGUGACUUAUAACCAGAGUGUCGGUAUCCCCAGUUUUCAGCUGAACCUUGACCCCGGGCUCAGCGGUACCAUGAUGGGGUUGCUAGGCAACAAGGCUGGAGAACUGGUACAUAGCGACGGGGAUCCGUUUAGCCUGACAGCAGCUAGUGACCAGGAGAUAUUUGAGUUUGGAAAUAGCUGGCUGAUAAGCACUCACGCCGAGAGUCUGUUCAGAUAUGCUGAAGACGAAGGACCAAUGACCUACCAGAACUCAGAAUGGGCUCCUACCUUCACUGCCGACAUUGAGGCAGCUGCCAGUGACGAGGCUAAAGCUGCCUGCACACCCGCAGGGGCCACUCAACCCGUGACGCAGUGCUUGUUUGAUGCCGUGGCAACUGGUAACAUCAGUGUUGGCAUGGCAACCACCAACACUCUUAACGAGAACAACCUCGCCAUGGAGGAAUCAACUAACAUGCCUCCAGUCAUUACCAGCAGUGUUCAGGGUGUCCUGACACUCUCCCACAUUUCACCUCUGACCUUUACCACCACUGUGACGGACGACAAAGACGACACUAAUCUAAAUGUUUCCCUCGUCUCUCCUCCGCCCGGGGCAUCUCUCACUCAGUCUGCGUCAGAUCCAGGCUCCUUCCUAUUCCACUGGCAGUUGACCAGUUCACAAGAAGACCAGCUGUCAGAUGUGAUGAUAGUUGCCACGGACUCCCAAGGAGCAGCAAACGUAUUCUCUCCUCACGUGGAGAUCUGUGCCUGUCAGAACGGAGGGACCUGCACGUCACAAGGAGCCACUAGCAUAAGUGACCUCCUUGUCAUCCUCAACUGCAUCUGCUCUCCUGCCUGGGAAGGUCCGUACUGUGAAGAGGAUGUGGAUGGUUGUCUGGAGUAUGCCUGUAUCGAUGGAGUUGAGUGUUUUGAUGCCCCUGCGCCGGGCCAGGGCGCGACGUGUGGACCUUGUCCUGUCGGUUACACCGCUGAUGGAGAGAAGUGUGCAGAUAUUAAUGAAUGUGAAAGUGAGUCGUCAUGUGCACAAGUCUGCACCAACACAGAGGGUAGUUACGAAUGUUCUUGUAACCGUGGUUAUGUGGUGAGUGACUCAGACCCCACUGAAUGUGUUGACUUCAAUGAGUGCAGAACACUAGUGGAGCACUGUGAACAAAUCUGUACCAAUACAGACGGCUCCUUUACCUGCAGCUGUCAGACUGGUUUCCGUAGCGAUGGCCCCUUCUGCUCUCCUGAAAGGCAGUGCAAUGCAGACUAUGAUGAGUGUGGGUCUGCGUUCUGUGCUAACAUCAGCAGCAAUGCUUACUGCUACUGCUCCGAGGGUUUCCAACUGGACACCAGUGGAGCUAACUGUGCUGACAUUGAUGAAUGUGACAGAGUCGGUGGUCCUUGCCACCAUUUCUGCACUAACAUCCCCGGGACGUAUGCCUGUAGCUGUCGCGAAGGAUACGUCCUAGGACUUGAUCUAGCUACCUGUGAAGAUGUUGACGAGUGCAGGAGAGCCCGAGAGGAUGGAGAGAGACUCUGUCUGGUGAAUGAAGCCUGCAUCAACACUGAAGGGGCCUAUGAUUGUGUGUGUGCUCCUGGCCUCAUUUUUAUAUAUGACAGCAUCGAUUCCUCAUUCUGCGGCAGUCUCCCAGCUAGUAGAGUGUACAAGGAGGAGUUCAUGCGGACAAGUAUAAACAUUACCUUCUCACAGUAUACCGUCGGUCAGUUGGAGCUAGAAGGAAGGGUUGCCACUGUACUGGACCUGGUGAAGGUGUCUGUGGUAGACCACUGUACCACCAGGACAUGUGCCGUGGAGAGACUAGUUGAGGAGAAUGACUCUGCAAUAUCUAAGAGAAAUGCUCAUGUGAGUGUCUUUGACCCAACAAAGCACAUUGCCCAGCCAGUCCCGAGGUCCCAGGACCCCACUCAGAAUGUCCUCACUUUCUACGUCGACGUGGAGAUUGACGGAGAGAGUGGAGCACUCGAUGAAGAAAGCACGUUGGCAGCCAUACAGAACAACAUUGAGUAUUUCGAAGAUGAGUAUGGUGAAGGAAGUGUCAGUUUCACACUGGCCUAUCCGUCGCCGCCCGUCACCGGGGAACCCCCUGUCACUCAGGACGAUGAUGAUGAGGGAGAGUUUGAUCUAAAUGUUGCUGUGGUUGCCGGGGUAACAGCUGCUGCUGCAGUAGUGGGUGUGGUCUCGUCUGUCGCUGUUGCCAUUGGUCUUUACUUCUGUGUGGAGUGGCAUAGGAAGAGGAAGAACAUGAUAGGAAACAAGAGAGGCCUGCUGACAGACGGAGUGUCCAUGCCUGAUGGGAAGGGAGGUGGAGAAAGGGAGAUGAGAGAGGUCCCUCCACAGGGCCCGAGGCUGUCUGAAGAUCUUGGGAGGACCGUGCUCUUUAACGAGGGUACUGCCUGACCAUCAUGAACACUAUACACAACAUGGAACACUAGUUUUGAGCACCAUUAUGUAUAUAAUAUAGCUCAGUCCUCUUUACUAUGUAACUUUGCGCUGUACAAUGCAUGCUUUGACUAACAUUGUUUAGUUUACAGUUUGGUGAGGUGGGGUUGUGGGUGUGGCCAGUGGAUCACGUGAUUUAAUCAGCAAUGUAAUCUCUUUCACUUCAUCACAGUCAGCUGGUACACAAUUGUGCUGCAGUGUCACUCUCAGGAGACCAGUGCCGGUCUGUUCACCUGUCCUCUCCCUGGCUGAAAGGUCAGAGGGCAAAGAGGGGAUAGUGGGAUUUUGCAGAGCACGGAGGACACCCAAUAGUGAAGCCACACCUUCCACUCCCACACGGUUGCCUGGGAAACAAAGCUGUAGUCACGGAAACAGCGAAAGAGGAGGUGUUACAGGAGAGAGUGAGAUGUGCUAGGGACGAGUUGCCGCUCAUCCAGAGUUGCCCAUCCCCUUCGGUCACCAGGUCCAGCAGUGGCUGGUCACUCCUACCUGCCAUGCCCACCUGAGACCCUGUGGGCGGUUCUUCUACCCCCACCUCCGUUUUUACUCCCUUCUUCCCUCCACCCUUGACGCCCUUUCCUGCCUUACCAGCAGCUGAUACUGCCAAUACACACACAGCACAAACAGCACACAGAGAACAAAGAGACAAUGAAAAGCAGUUUAAGAAAGUUAAACGUAGUUAAUCGAAGAAACCAGCAGUCUGCGGCGCAUGAGAUGUAUGCGCGGGAAAAGGGGGAGAACAGAAGGUGCAUGCGCACGUGCCGUACCGUUGAGGAAGGCCCGUGCCACAUGAGGCGCAUGCGCAGGAAAAGGGGUAGAACAGAAGGAGGAUGCAUGCCCGCACAGUACUGCCGAGGAAGGCCCGCACCACAUGAGGCGCAUGCGCGGGAAAAUGGGAAGAACAGAAGAAGGAUGCAUGCCCGCACCGUACCAUCAAGGAACG